Molecule: messenger RNA, 900 nt
Organism: Microbotryum saponariae
Lineage: Eukaryota; Fungi; Basidiomycota; Microbotryomycetes; Microbotryales; Microbotryaceae
Source: the annotation of a GenBank genome assembly
AUGGUCCCCAGACCCUACGUAGAAACCGACUUCAGAGCCAUUCGGACUACCCAACCCCUGGCACAUCGACUCGUCAUCUCUAACCUUCCUGCUACUUCUGAUAACAUCGCAAAACUGACGGCGGAAGGGACCAUUGAACACCUACUUGUCCAAGCCGGCAUUAGCGUCAAUGAGCAGCCAGUUUUCUUUCAGUCGCACGAAGUCCUUAACCUCACCGGGCUGUCGGACCCUCCCCAAUCAAGAUACAAGGCCCUAAACACGGAUUAUUUUGAGAUCAUCGGGCCCAAGGACGAAAUUGAAUUCACCAGCAAGAUCCUCAGUUUUCUGAAUAACGACAGCAAGCCGUACUGUGAGUGGAACAAAAGAACGCCGACCCUCUCCUGUUCACUACAACAGCCUCUGACAGCCCAGACUUCCAAACGUCCAGACCCUUCCUCGUUCGAAUCCGAGCUAGUCGACGAAAACAAUCACCGUUGGCCUCUUCUUUUCGCUCAUUUCACCGACGUGAAGGAGAACGACGAAGUACGAUGGGUCCGUCUAGCUUUUGAUUCCGUAAAGCAUUCCGGCAAGGAGAGCUACGACACCAUCGAGCGAGCCCCGGAAGAAGCAAUUCGAAAGGCGAUAAAAGCGCAUUUGGACAAACACUUCGAAGACAUGAAGAACGUCCCCGCCGAGUCGUGCAUUUCGGUCACCAACGAUUCAGGUACACGCGGCGAUCAAUGCAAGGUCCUGGUCGCGGUUCGUAUGGCGAGUGCUUUUAUGGUGGACAAGAUCACAGCCACGAAGGACCGGUCUACCCUCAGUGCAAAGGUCAACAUCCCAAUGCGACCCACGUCUCGUUUGACGCCACAAGUGACUACGGAACCACUGCUGGUCGAACAAACCAUCACCGGGGUUUGA